CUUUGUUAAGCCGCGUAAAGUUUCGCAAAAAUCACAAUUAAUAGCCAAUUGUUUUAUGAAAAACGUUUUUAAACUGUUUUUGUUACAAAAGACAGUGUCGUGCUAUUUAAUAUUAACUCCUUUGUCAGUGUCGCAAGCGCUUGUUGUUUCAACGCUACAACUACGAACACAUUUUACGCGCCAAUUUGAGAGGCAGCCGAAAAUCUAGCACCAAAAUGGCACAAAUUCAGGAAUAUCAAGACCUGGUUUUGGAUGCACUAGAAACGGUGGAGUUCAAGCUGAUACGCGAUAAGACGGACAUCAACAAUGACGCCUUGAUAUUUCACCCUGCGAUGGCCCAUCAGAUAUUUGGUGAGUCGGAAACCAUUUUUGGCUAUCAGGGAUUACAAGUUCGCGUGCUGUACACGGCUGGACCGUUGCACAUCUAUCUGGGUAUUGAGUAUGAGAAGCGUGUAAAUGAAAUUUCCGGUGGGGAAAUCAAAGCCGAUGAUGUUGUGGCUACCAUUGCUCAAAGUCUGCCAGACGGCUGCUAUUUCAUCAAUCUCGAUGAGUUCCUGAAGACGCUGGAUAAAGCCGACAAGUUCCAGCCAUUUGGCGAGAAACUUAGCGAGUACACACAACGCGGAGAUGAUGGCAGCGAACGAGUUUUUGAAAUCUAUCAGUGCGACUACAAGAUGUCUUCAUUUUUGAAGUUCUUUGCACGCCUGCAAACGUUCAUCUUGUGGUUUGUCGAUGCUGCCUCUUACAUAGACACCGAUGAUGCCCAGUGGUGUUAUUUCAUUUGCUACGAGAAAUAUAAAAACAAGGAUGGACAAGUUCAGUAUGCCACUACUGGCUAUACCACCGUCUAUGAGUAUUAUGCGUAUCCUCAAAACAAAAGGCCACGCAUUAGUCAAAUGCUUAUACUGCCUCCAUUCCAGAAGCUUGGCUUGGCUACACAGUUGGUGGAAACGAUUUACAAGUUCUAUCAGUCGCAAAAUAAUGUUGUGGAUAUUACCGUUGAGGAUCCCUCUGAAGAUUUCCAGCGUUUGCGGAACUUUGUAGAUGCAAAAUUGUGUAUGGAACUGAAAUGCUUUACACGCGACGAAAUCUUCAAAGGCUUCAACAAGGAAAUGGUGCGGGAAGCACGUGAAGCUUUGAAAUUGAAUCCACGUCAAGUGCGCAAGGUAUACGAACUUCUGCGUCUAUACUACACCAAUGUGCAUGAUGAAAAGGAGUAUAGAGCCUAUCGCUUAGAAGUUAAAAAGCGACUUAAUGCCGUUUACUAUAAGCAGCUAAAGGAUCUGCAAAAAAUGGAACGCUACAAAAUAGAUACGGAAAUGAUGCGUGCUCGUUUGCCCAACAUGAAACAACGCAUGGAACAGCUUCAGGAGGAGUAUGUCCUUAUCGAGCAAGACUAUAAAAAUACAAUUGAUAAGCUGCGGGCUUAGACCUAACAUACAUAGUAAACAAAUGCCAUUUGGGUGUUGAUUAAUUUAUUUACGUUUUUCGUUCUUCAUAUGUUGAUUACAAAAUACAAUUUGUUGCUAUAAGCCUACAGUAGGAUUCUGUCGAAUAAAUAUGUAUUAAAAAGUA
Messenger RNA from Drosophila innubila, 1575 nucleotides. It is a transcript of the gene Hat1, whose product is annotated as histone acetyltransferase type B catalytic subunit. Gene Ontology annotation, biological process: subtelomeric heterochromatin formation. The transcript has 3 exons. The record is from RefSeq and is a predicted model, not a curated record. Bases 216 to 1430 code for a protein of 404 amino acids. Lineage: Eukaryota; Metazoa; Arthropoda; Insecta; Diptera; Drosophilidae. Gene Ontology annotation, molecular function: histone H4 acetyltransferase activity; histone binding. Gene Ontology annotation, cellular component: nucleus.